This is a messenger RNA of Manacus vitellinus (golden-collared manakin), 1323 nucleotides long. RefSeq names its product cholesterol 7-desaturase. Gene Ontology annotation, cellular component: chloroplast. Gene Ontology annotation, biological process: cholesterol metabolic process; chlorophyll biosynthetic process. Bases 1 to 1323 code for a protein of 440 amino acids. Gene Ontology annotation, molecular function: 2 iron, 2 sulfur cluster binding; chlorophyllide a oxygenase activity. The record is from RefSeq and is a predicted model, not a curated record. The transcript is spliced from 7 exons. NCBI's taxonomy places the organism in Eukaryota, Metazoa, Chordata, Aves, Passeriformes, Pipridae.
AUGGUGCUCAUCCACGGGCGCCCGGAAGCCCGCCGACCCCCGCGCCCGCCCAGCCGCCGGCCGCCGCGGCGCCGCCCGGCUCACGCGGGCGCCCCAUCCGCGCCCGGCGCGGCCCGGCCCGCUUCCGGGCGCGGGGCGCGGGGUGCGGGAGAGCGGUGCCGGGCGCUCUCCCCUGUGCUGAACCGAGCCGCGCCCGCCCCGCUCCGCCCCGCUGCUGCGCAGCGCCCGCCCUCGCCGCCCCCGGACGCCGCCCGCCCGGGCAGCCUGCGGCAGAGCCGCCCACGCGCAAGCGGCUGUGCGGGUCUGUGGGCACCCCUCGCAGAGAACGGUCCCGCCUGCCCCCCGCGUGCCCGGAGGGCGCUGCGGGUCGGGGAACAUCUCGCCGUGUUUCGCUCCCAGGAUGGCCAAGCCCACGUGCUGGACGCCCACUGCCCUCACCUCGGGGCCAACCUCGCUGCCGGGGGGCGGGUCCGGGGCGGCUGCAUCGAGUGCCCCUUCCACGGCUGGCAGUUCCGAGGAGAGGAUGGAAAAUGCACCAGAAUCCCGUAUGCUGGAAAAGUGCCGGAUUCCGCCCGGGUCCGGGUCUGGCCGUCCUGCGAGGUGAAUGGGAUGGUGCUGGUCUGGUACCACCGCCAAGGGCUCGAUCCCACCUGGGCAGUGCCCGAGCAGUGCGAGAUCACCUCCGAGGAGUGGGUGUUCCGCGGGCAGACGGAGCACCUGGUGGACGUGCACAUCCAGGAAAUCCCCGAGAACGCGGCCGACACAGCUCACUUGGCUUUUCUCCACGGCCCAGCCAUUCUGGGAGGGUCUGACCCGAGAUACACGAGGUCCAGGCUGUGGGACUUCAUGAAGCACACGUGGAAGGCAGAGUGGCAGCCAGAGCCCGAGCCCAACGCGCACUGCUCCCGGCUGCUGCUCCAGCACUCCGCAACCAUCUUUGGGAAGCGCCUCUCCCUCAUGGAUCUGACGGUUUCAGCCAGGCAGGUGGGGCCAGGGCUGGUUUACCUGAUCUUUGAACACGCGUUCCUGGGCCGUGGGAUCAUCCUGCAGACGGUGACUCCCCUGGAGCCUCUCCUGCAGAGUGUUGUUCACAAAAUCUACUACCAGAAGAACAUCCCAGCCAUUGUUCCCAAGUUCAUCCUGAGGGCAGAGUGUGUCCAGUUUGAGCGGGAUAUAACCAUCUGGAACAACAAAGAGUACCUGUCCAAGCCACUCCUGGUGAGGGAGGACUCCGGGAUCCAGAGGCACCGGCGCUGGUUCUCCCAGUUCUACAGCGAGGGGAGCGCAACGGCCCCGGCACGGGAGGAGGGCCUGGACUGGUGA